AUGAGAUUCGCAACAAGCACCACAGCCCUCCUCCUCUCCCUUGCCCUCACAGUCUCAACCGCUCCAACAAAACCCUCUCCUGCUCUGGAAGACCCACCAGAGGAAGUCCCAAGCAUAGUAGGGGGCGCCCUCGAGCUAGCAGGCGGCAUCACCUCAGACGCCGGCGCCGACGAAGUUGGCGACGCGCUCUCGGGCGCGGGAGAGGCAGUGGAUGGCAGCGGGAAGAAGCCACAGCGUGUGCGGGGCCUGAAAGACGCCAAGGCAGGCGGUGACAAGAAGGGGGCGGCCAGCACCGCGACGGGAGGCGCGCUCGAGCUUGCCGGCUCUAUCACGUCUGCUGCGGGAGCGGGAGCGGUCGGAGAUGCGCUGUCCGCCGCUGGGGAGGCUGUCGAUGGGAAGAAAGGUGGAGGGAAGAAGGCCGCGAAGAAAGUUGGAGCUGAUGCUAAGGCAGGUGAGAAGGACCAUUGA
Diaporthe amygdali is the source of this 468-nucleotide messenger RNA. RefSeq lists its product as uncharacterized. Bases 1 to 468 code for a protein of 155 amino acids. Lineage: Eukaryota; Fungi; Ascomycota; Sordariomycetes; Diaporthales; Diaporthaceae. The record is from RefSeq and is a predicted model, not a curated record. The transcript has 3 exons.